Messenger RNA from Misgurnus anguillicaudatus (oriental weatherfish), 1559 nucleotides. RefSeq names its product neutral cholesterol ester hydrolase 1b, tandem duplicate 2 (gene nceh1b.2). Lineage: Eukaryota; Metazoa; Chordata; Actinopteri; Cypriniformes; Cobitidae. Gene Ontology annotation, molecular function: carboxylic ester hydrolase activity. Gene Ontology annotation, cellular component: membrane. The record is from RefSeq and is a predicted model, not a curated record.
ACGGCUCUCUAGGGUCAGAUAAGGUACAACUUCAUACAUUCCGUCACUAUGCCAACACUAGGACCGCUACAGCGUAAUGUUCUUUAAGUUAAACUAAUUUAAACAUGCGGAUAGUUGUGAUCGGGUCUUUUAUACUGUCAAUAGCAGCUGCUUAUUACAUCUACGUUCCUCUGCCCAGCACUAUAUCAGAGCCAUGGAAGCUUAUGUUUAUGGAUGCAAUAUUACGUGGUAUAAUGCAAUUGAGUUUUCUAGCUCAUGAUCUCGGACUAAGUCGACCCUUCGACUUAAUGAGAUAUGCUGCAUCAUGGGAUGUGAUAAGAGGUCCAAAAUCGAACACUAAAAUCCGGGUCACAGAUACUUCCUUCUCUGGAGUCCUGGCACAAGUAUUUGAGCCCACUUCAACAAACCUGCAGCAGCGUUUGAAAAGAGGUGUCGUUUAUUUCCAUGGAGGUGGAUGGACGCUUGGCAGUGGAAAGAUGCAAACAUAUUUUCUUCAGUGCAGAACUAUGGCUGAAGAGUUGGAUGCAGUUGUAAUAUCUAUUGAGUACCGUCUGGCCCCCGAGGCACGAUUCCCAGAUCAGUACAAUGAUGCUCUUUCGGCCUCGAAACAUAUCCUGACAGCGGAGGUGUUGGGUCGGUACUCUAUAGACCCAGAAAGAGUGGCCGUGUCAGGUGACAGCGCUGGGGCCAACCUAGCCGCUGCUGUUGUGCAACAGAUGGCCUUGGACGACAGCAUUUCUAUUAAGUUCAAAGUUCAGGCUCUUCUCUACCCCGUUCUUCAGGCUCUGGACUUCAACACACCCUCCUACCAGCAAAAUGGCAACAUUCCUAUCCUACACCGUCCACUAAUGGUUCGAUUUUGGCUGGAGUACCUCAAUGGAGAUCCUAAACUUGUUCCGUCUUUGCUGGCUAACAACCACACAGCUCUGAAUCUGGGUCAGGAGAUAGCAGCAGCUAAAGCUAAGAUCAACUGGACCCAGCUUCUUCCAGUGGCCGUUCAAAAAAACUAUAAGCCCGUGGUGCCGCUUCAGGGUGACCCAAAGCUGGUGGAGAUGCUCCCAGCGUUGCUGGAUGUGAGAGCAUCUCCUUUAUUAGCUGAACAGGAAGUGUUGAAGGGUGUGCCGCCUGCUUACAUCCUGACCUGUGAGCAUGACGUUCUGAGAGACGAGGGAUGGAUGUACGGCAGACGACUUGAGGAAGCUGGAGUGCCCGUCACCAUUGAUCACUAUGAAGAUGGUUUUCAUGGAUGCACAAGUUUUGCUUUCGGGCCCUUCCGAUUCUCGGUGGGAUUGCGGAGUUUUGGGAACUACAUCCAUUGGCUACUUAAGAACCUCUAGCAGUUUUUUAAGGCACAGAUUUCAUAGUUUUCUAUUUUGAUGUUAAAUAUAUUUUAAGUAUAUUUUAAAAUGAAUCAUUUUAGAUUGAAAACAUGCAAUGCAACCAUUCAAUGCAACAGAGUAUUUGUGAAGAACUGAAUAGGAACAAUACCACUGACACAUGGCUUCUGUACCUCUGAAUUAAAAUAGUUUUAGUAACAAUAAACUAUUGUUUCAGUAUAA